Messenger RNA from Gongylonema pulchrum, 531 nucleotides. NCBI's taxonomy places the organism in Eukaryota, Metazoa, Nematoda, Chromadorea, Rhabditida, Gongylonematidae. The record is from the annotation of a GenBank genome assembly.
AUGAUCCAAAGAGGUGUACCACUCGAAACCGAAUAUGCUCCAUAUACUGGCGUCAAAGGGCAGUGUCGCCUUCAGCACGGUCGCGGUACUAUCAGCUCGUCAGUCAGCAUUCCAGCCGGUUUCCAAUCCAUUCAAAAUUAUCUGGCAAGCCGUGGCCCAUUUGUGGGAACGGUCUUGAUCACACAUGCACUACAGCAUUUCAAAGGCGGACAAAUCUAUCGCCCAACACAGGCGGAAUGCACCUCCAAUGUGGGCGGACACGCUUGGCUUGUUGCUGGCAUUGAUUACGAAGGCAACAAUCCUUACUACAUCAUCAAAAACAGCUGGGGAACUUCUUAUUCGCUACUUUAUCGUCAUAUUGAAGACAUCUUGGACGUCUUCGACGAUGGGGUGAGCAAGGCUACAUUCGUUUCGGAGCUGGGCAAAACCUCUGCGAGUCGGAAUCACGAAGUUACGGCGCGCAAAUGUGAGGAGCCGGAAGGAGCAGCAGCACUGGCUCCAUUCCAAACUGCUACCACGAUGUGUUCAUAA